AUGCCACCAUUUGUAUCGCCGCAACUUACUCUGUACGAACAGCAACCACGCGAUAGUCAAACUAACGAGCAGUUGUUAUCGCAAAACGGAGAUGGCGAUUGGAGCAGCGUAUAUCCUCCACUCAGGAAAAAGCCCAAACAAUCCACGAACUGGACGCUGGCGGAAGACAAGUUGUUAUUGGAACUCAAGGAAGUCCGCAAGUUGGGCUGGAGGGAAAUCUCAACUUUUUUCCAUGACCGCACCCCCAACGCCUGCCAGUUUAGGUGGCGGCGGAUGAUCAGUGCUGUGUCUCCCGUGCUUGCUACCGCCAACACCAAAGUUGCAAUUGCACGGAAUGACAAUAGAGAGGCCGAACUCGGUGCCGAAGAAUCUUCAUCGACUUCGUUAUCGUCGUCGUCGCGGAAUGUCGACCCCCAUGCUGAGCUGCAGCCUCCCAAUGACGACGACUCGGAAAGCUCAAAGCUGGUUCUAGACGAGGACGAGCCUGUCUACAAGAUGAGGCGCAACGUUCACAGUAUUGAAUACUUGUUGAACUAG
This is a messenger RNA of Lodderomyces beijingensis, 537 nucleotides long. Lineage: Eukaryota; Fungi; Ascomycota; Pichiomycetes; Serinales; Debaryomycetaceae. The record is from the annotation of a GenBank genome assembly.